Nicotiana attenuata is the source of this 780-nucleotide messenger RNA. RefSeq names its product craniofacial development protein 2-like. The record is from RefSeq and is a predicted model, not a curated record. Gene Ontology annotation, biological process: chromatin remodeling. The transcript has a single exon. Gene Ontology annotation, cellular component: nucleus. Lineage: Eukaryota; Viridiplantae; Streptophyta; Magnoliopsida; Solanales; Solanaceae. The coding region runs from base 1 to 780 and encodes 259 amino acids.
AUGGUUAAUAUAGCUUGUGUCCAGGAGACUAGGUGGGCAGGGUCGAAGGCGAGGAAUGUGGACGGGUAUAAGUUAUGGUACUCUGGAGUCAUGAAGGGUAAGAAUGGAGUGGGUAUCUUGGUGGAUAUGGAUCUUAGAGAGUCUGUGGUUGAGGUUAGGCGAGUGAAUGAUAGGCUAAUGUUUAUUAAGUUGGUGAUUGGUGAGUGCACCCUCGAUGUAGUUAGCUUUUACGCGCCGCAAGCGGGCUUGGAUGAGGAGGUUAAGUGGCGCUUUUGGGAGGGCUUGGACGAGAUGGUGCGUAGUAUUCCACCUAUUGAAAGGUUAUUUAAUGGCCAUAUUGGGGUGGCUGCUGGUAGUUAUGGCGAGGUGCAUGGUGGCUUUGGCCUUGGGGAUAGGAACGGAGGAGGUACUUUGCUGUUAGACUUCGCUAAGGCUUUCGACCUGGUGAUUGCGAACUCAACUUUUUCGAAGAGGGAGAAGCAUCUGGUUACUUUCCGAAGUUCGGCGGUGAAGACUCAGAUCGAUUACCUUCUCCUCAGAAGGUGUGAUAGAGGGUUGUGCAAGGAUUGCAAGGUUAUCUCGGGAGAGACCCUCCCGACUCAGCAUAGGCUCUUAGUGAUGGACAUCGACAUUAAGAUGAAGAGGAAGAAGAGGUAUGCUCGUGGCCGACCGAGGAUUAGAUGGAGAGCUUUAACCAAGGAUAAAGCGCAGGAGUUGGAGGGGAGGUUAUCCGCUAUGGGAGCUUGGAGGAGUAGUGGAGACGCGAGUACUAUGUGGUAA